Messenger RNA from Prunus armeniaca (apricot), 414 nucleotides. The record is from the annotation of a GenBank genome assembly. NCBI's taxonomy places the organism in Eukaryota, Viridiplantae, Streptophyta, Magnoliopsida, Rosales, Rosaceae.
AUGGUGAAAGAAAGAGGCGAAGAGUUAAGCGAAGAAGAAAAGAGAGCUUUAAGAGGCAGCAAAUUCGCACCUCUCCCAUCGUUGCCUCCUCGCUCCCAACCCCAACCCAGGUUGGCUCAUCCUGGGGGUCCAUUGACGACGAAUAAAGCAGCGGCCUUGGCGAAAUUUCUAGAAAGGAAAACUGCAGGGAUCAAUGGAUUGGACAACAUCAACCCGCAUCUUGUGGAACGAGAACGCCCAGAACGCCAAACCGUCACCAGUUUUGCCAGUGGGGCAUCUAAUUCUGGAAUAACCAUACGACAUGUUGACUCCUUUGGUGAUUCUGAUUUUGAGGACUCUCUGCAACGAGAAGAAAAUGUGGAAAAUUCUAAGCCCAAGAAGCUGAAGAAAAAAUUAAGAAGAAAAAGAGAGUGA